Messenger RNA from Pistacia vera, 1453 nucleotides. Its product is annotated as putative wall-associated receptor kinase-like 11. Gene Ontology annotation, cellular component: plasma membrane. The transcript has a single exon. The record is from RefSeq and is a predicted model, not a curated record. Lineage: Eukaryota; Viridiplantae; Streptophyta; Magnoliopsida; Sapindales; Anacardiaceae. Gene Ontology annotation, molecular function: ATP binding; protein serine/threonine kinase activity. Gene Ontology annotation, biological process: protein phosphorylation; cell surface receptor signaling pathway. The coding region runs from base 159 to 1268 and encodes 369 amino acids.
GGUAAACCCACGUGUUACCCAGCAAAAGCUUUUAUGGCUCCCUCGGAAAGUCCCGGGAAGAACAAAGCUAUCUCCAUAGGUAUGCAUAUCCAUCAAAAUAUUCAUCAAAAUAUUGUUAACGAGUGAUCAAUAACUUGAUUAUAUGCAUAUACAUAUAUAUGUUCUUGUACUUGAGUUGUGCAGGUUUAAGCGCUGCGUUGGGAACGUUGUCCCUAUCCCUUGGAGCGCAGAGUUUGUACAACUUCGUUAAAAGAAUGAUAGCAAACAAGGUUAAGCAAAUAUUCUUUAAGAAAAAUGGCGGUUCGUUCUUACAACAACGCAUGUCUUCCAAUAACAGCAUCAUUGAGAAACCAAAAUUCUUUACCGAAAAUGAAUUGGAGAGGGCAACUGACAGCUACAAUGAGUGUCGAAUCCUUGGUCAAGGAGGUCAAGGCACUGUGUAUAAAGGAAUGUUGAAGGAAGGAAGAAUUAUAGCUGUUAAAAGACUCAAGAAAGUGGCUGAAAGAGUUGAUUUAUUCAUCAACGAGGUGGAAAUUUUGUCGCAAAUUAAGCAUAGGAAUGUGGUUCAAUUUUUAGGGUGUUGUUUGGACGCUGAAUUUCCCCUUUUAGCCUAUGAAUUCAUUCCUAGCGGAACUCUUUUUCAGUAUAUUCAUGACCAAAAUCAGGAAUUUCCACUCACUUGGGACUUACGCCUACGUAUUGCCACAGAAGUUGCAGAUGCUCUAUCUUAUCUACAUUCAGCUACUUCUUCUGCACGUAUAGAUCAUCGAGAUAUUAAGUCAUCGAACAUACUACUGGAUGAAAAAUAUCGAGCAAAAGUUUCGAACGUUGGGACUUCAAGAUCUAUUCCAGUUGAUGUUUACAGCUUCGGAGUGGUUCUUGCAGAGCUCUUAACUGGACAAGAACCUAUUCGUUCAACUGACUCCAAAGAAACAGAAGAUUUAGCAGCCUACUUUCUUCCGAAAAUGGAACUGGAACGUUUGUUUGAAAUCCUUGAUGCUCGAGUUUCAAAGGAUGACAGAGAACAAGAGAUUAUGACGUUUGCUAAUCUCACAAGAAGAUGUCUAGACUCAAAUGGGAGUAAGAGACCUACAAUGAGAGAAGCGGCAACAGAAUUAGCAGGUAUUAGAACAUCCAACGGAGCUUCAAACCCGAAACAAGAUCCUGAAGAGAUUGAUUGUGUUGAGAUUGAGAUUACAUAUGAAGUUGAAAUCAGUUCAUCGCAUACUGAAUCGAUUUUGGAGAGUAUCAAUAGCCUUUGCUUUUAAGCAAGUGUGGCACUGUAGCAAAACAAUUAAUUUGUUUCUGGUUGUAUGUAUCUUAUCCUAUGUUGAACGUAUUGUGUGCAUACAGUUCUAUUGUAAGUGUGGCAAUGUAACAGAAUAAUUAAUUUGUUUCUGGUUGUAUCUUAUCCUACGUUGAUUGUUAAAUGUAUUGUGUUAGAAGUUCUACU